Molecule: messenger RNA, 324 nt
Organism: Carcharodon carcharias (great white shark)
Lineage: Eukaryota; Metazoa; Chordata; Chondrichthyes; Lamniformes; Lamnidae
Product: histone H4-like
Exons: 1
Coding region: 1-324 (107 amino acids)
Biological process (GO): nucleosome assembly
Molecular function (GO): protein heterodimerization activity; structural constituent of chromatin; DNA binding
Source: RefSeq, a predicted model, not a curated record
AUGAUGUCUGGUAGAAGCAAAGGUGUUAAAAAUCUCGGUAAAGGUGGUGCUAAACAGCACUGGAAAGUCCUCCGAGGUAAUAUCCAGGGAAUCACUGAACCCGCCAUCUGCCGCCUCGCUCGUCAUAGAGGCGUUAAAUGCAUCUCCGGCCUCAUUUACGAGGAAACUCACAGGGUUGUCAAGGUCUUCUUGGAAAAUAUCAUCCGGGACUCAGUCACCUACACAGAACGUGCUAAACGCAAGACUGUUACCGCCAUGGAUGUGUCUAUGCCCUGGAAUGACAAGGGCGAACUCUGCAUGGGUUCGGUGGUUGAGGGUUGUUAA